Saccostrea cuccullata (small rock oyster) is the source of this 700-nucleotide messenger RNA. RefSeq names its product ctenidin-3-like. NCBI's taxonomy places the organism in Eukaryota, Metazoa, Mollusca, Bivalvia, Ostreida, Ostreidae. The record is from RefSeq and is a predicted model, not a curated record. The transcript is spliced from 3 exons. The coding region runs from base 95 to 700 and encodes 201 amino acids.
ACCCUGUUCUGUGUAGGUUACGAGAAGCGCUCUAUAAAAACACCCCUACAUCUGAGUCUCGGUACCAGUGUCCUGCUGAUCAUAUCCAGAAACCAUGAACUCCCUAUUGACCGUUACUGUUGCCGCCCUGCUUGUGGCUUGUUGUUCCGCCCAAUUCUUUGGGGGAUCCUUCGGAAGACCCUUCGGAAUCUUCGGUGGCGAUGACGGAUUCUUCGAUGACGGAAUCUUCGAUGAUGGAUUCUUCGAUGAUGAUUUCUACGAUGAUGAUUUCUUUGAUGAUGAUGGAAUCAUUAUCAUUGGAGGUCCAUCUUUCGGAGGUAUGGGAGGCGGUUUCGGAGGUAUCGGUGGCGGAUUCGGAGGUAUCGCUGGUGGAAUCGGAUCUAUUGGUGGCGGAAUCGGAGCCAUCAGUGGCGGAUUUGGCGGUAUCGGAUCCGGAAUCGGAGGAAUGAUCGGAGGUAAAGGAUACGGCAAGAAAUACCGCGGAUACGGAAAGAAGAACGUCUGGCCAAAGAAACACUACUCCGGAUACGGAAAAUCCCACGCCGUUCCAUACGUGUCUGGAUACCAGACUGUUGGAUACCAACCAACACAGGCUUACUACGCCGGUGCCUCAAGCUUUCCCCAGGGAGGAUAUUCCGCCGCUUCUUCCUACUACCCCUCAUCAUCCGGCUACUACGGUACCAGCGGCGCCAUGUACUAA